Molecule: messenger RNA, 300 nt
Organism: Temnothorax curvispinosus
Lineage: Eukaryota; Metazoa; Arthropoda; Insecta; Hymenoptera; Formicidae
Product: dipeptidase 1-like
Exons: 3
Biological process (GO): proteolysis
Molecular function (GO): metallodipeptidase activity
Source: RefSeq, a predicted model, not a curated record
GCUAAGAAUGGCGGAGUGGCGAUGGUCCCUUUUUAUACCUACUUCAUAACAUGCAACAGCACCGCUACUAUAAAAGACGUUAUUGCACACAUCAAUCAUAUUCGAAAGGUAGCGGGAAUUGAUCACGUUGGGAUCGGAGCGGGUUUCGACGGGAUAAAUUUCACUCCCACGGGUUUAGAAGAUGUCUCGAGGUAUCCGCAACUAUUGGCCACCUUGCUGGAGGAUCCUACAUGGACGGAGGAAGACAUCAAGAAACUAGCCGGCCUCAACUUGCUGAGGGUAUUCGCAAAAGUCGAACAG